This is a messenger RNA of Brienomyrus brachyistius, 2110 nucleotides long. Its product is annotated as 5-hydroxytryptamine receptor 3A-like. Bases 64 to 1635 code for a protein of 523 amino acids. The record is from RefSeq and is a predicted model, not a curated record. Gene Ontology annotation, cellular component: neuron projection; membrane; synapse. Gene Ontology annotation, biological process: monoatomic ion transmembrane transport; chemical synaptic transmission; regulation of membrane potential. NCBI's taxonomy places the organism in Eukaryota, Metazoa, Chordata, Actinopteri, Osteoglossiformes, Mormyridae. Gene Ontology annotation, molecular function: transmembrane signaling receptor activity; neurotransmitter receptor activity; extracellular ligand-gated monoatomic ion channel activity. The transcript is spliced from 10 exons.
CUCAGCGAGACCAAGGAAUCUAGUCAUCUGGAAUCUGCAGGUGCCUGUCGUUUUGGCUGACAAAUGUCACAGGUUCAGACAGCAGCUGGGCAGCAGAAGGGUCUGAACUGGCUGAAUAGCAGGGAAAAGCUUGUAGCUCUUCUCGUUGCCAGUCUCCUUCUUCAAGCUCCUGCCGUGACGUGUGCUGUAACAGUGAACUGCUCCUACCCAGAUGCCAAGUCCCUCUAUAAGGAAAUAGAAAAGACCUUUUAUUUAAACCCCAUCCGUCCCGUGUACAGCCUGCAGACACCCACCAAUAUCACAAUCUAUUUUACACUGUAUGGCAUCCUCGGGGUGGAUGAAAAGACCCAGAUAUUAACAACGUAUAUUUGGCUCACGCUGAGUUGGGAGAUUGAGUAUCUGAGCUGGGACCCUGUACAGUGUGGGAUUGCAAAGAUCACACUUCCCAGGCAAAAGCUAUGGAUGCCCGAUGUUGUUAUUAAUGAGUGUAUGGACAGGGACACAUCUCCUCAGAUACCUUACGUGCAUUUGGAUUCCUCUGGUUAUGUGACAGACGGUCGGCCAGUGAGGUCUGUCAGCUCCUGCAACCUGGACAUCUACACCUUCCCGUUUGACGUACAGAAUUGUUCCUUGACAUUCAAUUCCUACAUCCACACCGCUUCUGACAUUACAAUAAAUAUGGGAGAAUCAGGAGAAGAGUCACUGAUGCUGUCCAAUAUGGUGAUGGACAGAAUUGAAGAAUGGGAACUAGUGGACAUCACUGCUUCUAAAACACGAUGCGCUUAUUAUAAUGAUAAUUUCUUUGACACAGUUGUCUACAAUGUAAGUAUUAUAGCACCGGAAUUCAGUACAGAUGAUCCUCGCUUUACGAUGCUUCAGCUCACGAUGCACGUUCAGUUAGCGAUAAGCCAUAUGAUACUAUCAGCCAAUGCCGGAGCAAUCGUCAUGAGACGCAGGCCCACCACGUAUGUCGUGAACCUCCUGAUCCCCAGCUGCUUCCUCAUGAUCGUGGACCUCAUAAGCUUUCUUCUGCCACCAGAGGCUGUAGACCGUGCCACCUUCAAGAUGACUAUCAUCUUGGGCUACACCGUAUUCCUGCUCAUCAUGAAUAAUUUGCUACCUAUUACCGGAAAUAGACUUCCACUACUUAAUGUCGUCUUCUCCGUCUCCCUGGCUUUGAUGGUAGCAAGCCUUCUGGAGACUAUCAUCAUUACCAAAAUCCUGUGCAGAUCCAACCACUCCGCAGUGCCUCACUGGGUCAAGAUCCUUGUUUUGAAAUGCCUGGCCUGGCUUGUUCGUUUUCCUCAGAAACUGGGUGACCAGGACACAGAUACUUACACCCCUAGCACUCAAGCGGUGAAGAAUCCAGUUUCCAUGAGUGUUUCAGACCCAACCUCCAAUAAAUCAAGGCUCCAGAUUGACGAUCCAGUUGUAGAGGUGCUGAAGAAGCUAGGUCAGGAUCUUCUAGCCAUUCGCAUUGAAGUGGAGAAGCACCUCACAUGCAGGCAUGCUGCUGAUGAGUGGCACCGGGUUGGAGACAUUAUUGAUCGUUGUUUUUUCAUCCUCUAUGUCCUCUUCAUUUUCUUUAGUCUUAUUGCUUUUGUUAUCAUUUGGGUACAAUGGCUUGGUAAAUAGUCCGACUGUCAUACAUGUGAGCUGUCACUGACUGAGCAUUUACAUGAAGACAUUGGCAACGACAUGGAAGUGCAAUUCAUCAUUUAUAAAAUUAGUGCUUCUCAGAAAUUGUAGCACUCUGAAAUUAUACCAAUGUCUUUUCAUUUGCACUACUAGACUGUGUUUUGGCAGAUAUCCACUAUCGUCUACCCAGUGAAUAUGGAUUUAUCUCCAUUUGAUUUCUGUAAGCUGUAAGCUUUUCACAGAUGUGACAAUGACAUGAAGAUAAAAAAUAACAAUUAAAAUAUAAAAUACAUACAUGAACGCAUAUGCACACACACACAUAUACGUAUAUAUAUUUAUAUAUAUACACACACACACAUACACAUAGUGCUCACAGAAAGUUUUGGGAUACUUUUGCACAAAAGUGCAUUGACAAGCAAUGUUUAACGUAUCUUCCACAUAGAUAUUUUCUUUUCAUUAAGGAUAAUUUUUU